AUGGUUGUACAAAACUCGGAGAUUACCGACACCGACAACGAACAGUAAGUAUUCGAGCACACCCGUACCCUCCUGCAGCUUAAUAUUUUGAGUCCAUGUAAAAGUCGCGAAAGUCAAAAUCGCGAAAUGUUUUAAUAGCGAAAAGUAAACAAUUAUUUUCGUUUAUACGUACGCCUUUGUAAUAGUAAGUAAUAAUAAUAUUAGAUAAUCAAUAACGUAAUUUUUCUACUUUUACGUCUUGGAUCACGAAAUAAAGAUAAGCCACGGUUGAACCUAACCACUAUUUACCUUUAUCAUAAUAACAAAACUAAUAAUAACAUUAGAUAAUCGAUAAUGUCAUCGAUAGUUUUAAUGUUUUUUAUAUUCAAUUUUUCAAAUUUUAUUUUAUUAAAUAUUGUGAUGAUAAUGUUGUUUAAAAUAUAUGAUAAUAUAUCAUAUCUUUUAAAUUUAGGAAAAAUAUGUCGAAAAUAAUGUUCCAAUUUCGGUGUUAAAACAUUUCGCGAUUUUUAUUUCCGCUAUUUAUUUUUCACAAUUUUAACUGGCACCCAGUUAAGGUUGUAUAUAUAUAUAUAUAACUGGCUUUCUACAAAUAGGUGGCCCGUUUCGAAUUAUUCAUUCUCCCUCUCCUACUCGCGAACAACCUGACAUUUUACAGGCCCUUUGUACAGACUUGAGCAAUGGCAGUUAGAUCCAUUAGUAGUUGGGAAUAACAACACGUUAUUUAUGAUUAAAUAAUUGAAAAGUAGAUUAUUUAUUUUUUUAUUAUUUAUUAUUAUUAUUAUAUUUAUGAAUAGUUAUAAUAUCUUAUAUGAUUUAUAUACACGCAUGUAUAAAAAAGCUAAACCAGUCUUUCUGUCUGUAACGAUUUGUCUCAUACAGUAAAUUGUGGUUUUUACGUUUAAACCGGAGCUUUAGCUUUAAAAUUAUAAAAUUUAAAGAGAAGAAUAUUCCCUAAAGCUAAGGGUUUCUAAACAAAUUUGCAUGUGAUAUUUAAGUAAUGUAAUUUGUCUAUAUCGUCCGUUAGUAAGACGGAGCUAACAUAUUAUGCGGAUAUAAAAUCUUCUUAAUAAAAAUAUUGUAAAUGUACUCGCAUCACAAAUAUUUGAUAUUUAUAAUUUAUUCUUUAUGAUAUUUAUUCAUUAUAAAUGAAUUCAACUUUAUCGUUCAGUACGAGUUUUGUUGUCGUAAAGUCAAUUUAAAAUAUUAUAAUUAUGAAAAAUAAAUACAUUUUUAGACUUUUUAAGACAAAAAAUCAUUUUUUAGGGUUUUAUGUAGGAUUUCAUUCCCAGCCAUAUUAUAAUCAAUGAUGUCACGAUGAAAACAUGUAAGAAUAAUGUACGUUUUUAAAAAUUGUUUUGUCGUACUUAAUAUCAUAAUAUCUAAUUAAUAAUUACAAAUAUCGAAUAAUUGUAUAAAAUGCAUUUUGUUAAUUUAAAAUAGUAAUUCUAAAGGGCCCCCCAAUUGCCGUUGGUCUUUAUGCAAAAGACCUAAUAACAAAUUACGUAACAGAAUUUGAACCUAAAACGCUAAUAAAUAAAAUUAAUUACAUUAUUGUAAUUAUCCACAUAAAAUCAAAAAAACUUGAAAUUUCAAAUAUCUAUAAAAAAACUAAAAAAAAAAAAAAAAAAUAGGACAGAAGAAUAUUUUGAGCUACGUUUAUAAAAUGCUAAUAUGUAGGUAAUAAUUUGGAAGAAGUUUCACAUUUGUUUACGUUUAUUUUUCUCCGGUCAACAACAUACAAAAAACAAAAAACCAAAUAAAAUAUGUUUUAUAUUCAACCUCUACCAAAUGUCUGAUUUGCGGCAAAUAAUACUUAUAGUCCAUUGCGAUGAAUAAUGUAAAACAAAACAUGGAAUAUUUAGUUUGUCACACAGAAAAUUUUGAUCGAAUUACGUGCCGCAUUGCCCUUGUGUUCGUAAAUACUAUUAUUUGAUUCAUCCGGUGUUGAUGUCGUUGAUCUAAUAAUCGAAAUUUUCACAGAUAUAAUUCAAAUAACACUUACCAUUUAAUAAAAUAUAUUAGUAGUAAUAUAUCACAUUAUCAGAAUGGUAGUGUAGUUUGAAUUAUACCACUUUUGCCAUGGUAAAAAAGCAAUUCUUGUACACAAAACGUAUUUGCUUGUACCUAUAAAAUUAAAUAAGUUAAACGUAUGAUAGGAUGUUAAGUAAAAUAAUAUUAGGCUGCAUUUAAAUGCAGUAGUGUUUUCACAAAAUUAUACAUUGCCGCGACAAAAUAGUUAUUUUUAAUAUUUAGGUGAUUAAUAAAAAUAGGUAAAUUUGUUCAUAACAUAAUAAAUUCUUUUUAAGUAGUAUAAUUUAAAUAUUUAAUCUAAUUUAUAAAUAACAUAAAUUCAACAAUUUUGUUAUAUUGGUAAAUAAAAUAUGCUUUGUUUUACAUGUAAAUAUUUUAAAAAUGCUUAAAAUCGUGUUUUCUCAAAACGCAAUUUUACGACUAAUUAAUACCAGUAUUGUCGUUGUGAUAGAUGAAAUUCAAGUCAUUUUAUUUUGUUUUUUUUUUUUUUUUUUUAACACAUUAAAACGUUUUUUUGAAACACUGUUAUCACGUUAGAAGAUAAGGAGAAACAAACUAAAUAACGAAAUUCUAUUAACUUUAUUUAUAGUAUAUUCAAAAAAUAAUUUAUAAUGCAACCUAAUAACUUAACUAGAUUUUUAAAAAUUAAAUAUCUGUUUUUGAAAACACUUUUUUAUUUCUCCUAUAUUUUAGUCGCAGAGCGGAAGAUUAAGAUUAAAAGGAAUUUUCUAUGAUGAUAUUAUAAUUUUUUUUUCCAACAUCAAAAGAAUUCGGUUACAAAAAAACAAAAUACGACGGUAAAUAUUAUUUUCCGGUUAUCAUUAAAAUGAAUUCCACAAAAGGAUUUAAUAUUAUUUUGAAUUUAAACGUGAUAAUCGUCGAAUUGGAAAAAAAAGAUUCCGAGUGCGUGAUAAUUAAAAUGUAAAAGUCUACUUACAUUUCUUUAUAAUUUUUUUUCUCGGUACGCUGAAAUAGAUAGUUUUAAAUAUCGGGUCACUUGGGAUUAUAUUGUGUAAGUACUGCGAGCUCUUUUUUUUUUUCAAUUAUAUAUAUAUAUAUAUAGCUAUUAUAAUGCAUAAAACUGGCACUCGAGAGUUUUCAAAUAAGAGUAUUUAAUUACUGUCUAUUUCAAAGUAUUAUUUAUACCCAUGUAUUCGUGAGAAAAAAAAAAGCUGAUAGUAAGGACGGGCACGGCCACUGUUGUAGGUAGGUAGUUGGGAAGGCGGAAUACAUUACGUUAUUUAAUUUAUACUCGUAACCAACGUAACCAUCGCAAAUUUUUUUUUGCGCCUAAUAAAACCAUUCGAAUAGCAAAUUGCAUAUUACAGAAUUUCACAAUAAUUUUUCGGCGAAACAAACGAUGCCGUACCUACCUAUACAUGAUUUAUUUCCUAUGAAAUACAAACAUUUGUAUUUGGGGAACACAUUGUUCGAAAAAAAUAUCACUUCAUCAAUAGUUUACAUUUUUAAUUUUUUAAUUUGAAUUUGCGUUUUUUUUUUUUUUUAAAUACAGUUAUUGGGUAAUGGGUAUUGCAAAACAGGUGCAAUCAUCGGAUAUUCACAAACGUUCGUAAGUCAUACUUUGAUGGCUUUACAUUUUGUCUAUAUAUAGACUUUAUAUAGACAUACGUAUAGACAUUUACAAAUAGAAUACUGUAUCUGCUAUAAUAAUAUUUAUAUAUACGGACUCGAUUUUGUGCAGUAGAUUGAAAAAAAGUCACACAUACACACGCGAUUGUGAUUUCCAAUCGAAUUCAAAGUGAAACUCCCGAAUAAGUGGUUUUUAUAAAUCCCAGAUAGAUACAUAUAAUGGUGAGUGUAGUAUAAAAUGUGAAUAGCUACAAUCCCAGAAAAAAAAAAAAAUAAAUAUUUCCUUUGCUUUCGAUCGGGCUAUACGGGAAUAGCUUCCCAGUAAAUAUUUAUUAUUUGUGAACUGCUACUACCGGUUUUAUAUUUUUGAAUAGUAGGUAUUUAACAAUAUACCUCAUAAUUCAAUGAUAUUUAAAUCGAAUAUCUAAAAUAUCCAAUGCCAAUAAGUCAACGUAGCUAUAGUACCAAUAAUAUUGAUACUUAUACUGAUAAGGUUAUACGUCACGUUAAAACGGUUUAUGAAUAUUUUAACUUUAUCAAACUUAUCUAAAUAAUAUCAAAUACAAGUACGACUAUUUAAAUUAGGUUCUGUAACAAGUAAUAUUUUUAUUUUAUUUUUUCUUGAUUUUGGAAUGUGCGAGAAAGUAAAAAUUUGUUUUACAAUACUUAUUAUGUGUAUUAUCUAGGUUUUUUUUUGCGGUAACAAAAUGAUACCUAUAAGUACUCUAAGAAAUAGAAUUUAUACAAUAUACUAUUUAAAUAUUUAUGUUAUUUUAUUUAAAUUCAUUUCAUUCAUUCAUUAUUUAUUUUAUCAUAAUUUAGACAUUAAUGUAAAAAGUUAUUGUUUAUGUUUUUUCAAUAAGAUAUAAAUUUCCUGUCAAAAAAUAUCCUUUGAAAAUAUUGCAAUUACUCUAAUGAUUACAACUAAUGAGUUAAAACUGUGUUUAUUAUUAAACAAACAACUACUAAGUUAUUAUUUAUUAGUAUUGAUUAUACUUAAUAUUAAUUAUUAUAAUAUGUAAAUUUUAAUCUGUGAAAUUGCAGGUGCUAUAGAAAUCUAAGUCCUGAUAUUUUUUUUUUUUAUCUAAUUAAAAUUUAUUGUUGGUACGGGGUAACGUUUCAUUGGUUAAUAUAACGACGUAAUAGGUAUAGUAUAUAAUAAAUGUAGGUUUAUUAAUAACGAAGUAUUGUACGAAUAUCGAUUGAAUAAAUAACGGAACAAAGAAAAACGAACUCUAACUUUUUCGCAAUAAGACACCAUAUGGGCGAAUAAUACACGUUUUAUAUCCGCAGCUUUACAAGGUUUUCGAAUUGAACACGGCAGUGACUAUGUAUUAUUGUGAAAGCGUUUGCCAAAUGAUCUCUUUCUUUCCCCCUCACUCUCUCUCUCUCUUAUUCUCCGGGAAGGACAGAAAUUAAAAGUUCCAUAUAGUUAACCUUGAAUUGGAUUGUUUACAGGGAACCAAACGCAGUUCUAUUCGUAUGCGACAAUACGAGUGAUCCACGGAAAAGAGGUCGACGAAUAUUAGCACAGGUAAAAAUAAAAAACUAACGAGAAAACCAUACGGUAUUAUACCAUAUUAUAUUAUAUUUCAAAUAAAUAUUAUUUAUUUAUUUAUUCAUGAAGAUUUCACCUAGUAUGGAAAAUAAUAAUUACAAAUAUAAAAAUCAAUUUUCAGGAUUUGCAAUACUAUAACUGUUAUAAAUUAUUACUAGAAAAAGUAAAAAAUUAUAUUAAAUGAAAUCCACCGUUUUAAUCUGUUACAUCUGUUUAAUGUUUACUCCAAACGAUAUAUUGUACAAUUGUAGAGAGAGAUCGUCGUACAUAAAAUACUCAGUAUCUCGGAAAGUAUUAACUUUUUCGUAAUUUGUUUUUUAAAUCAUUUAAGAAAUAAGUAGUUCUAAAAUGAAACAUUACAAAUAUUUUUGUCUUCCUCAUUUUAAAGGGUGAAACAACUAUUUAAUUUUGAUUUUAAAAUGACAAACUGUAUAAAAAAUAGAAGGAUUAUUAGUUUAAUUAAGUUUUUAUGUUAAAAUUUCUGAUUUCCGUCUACCCGUCGAAGAGAUAUUCUACUUUUAAGUGUGGCGGCACGGCGAGCCGUGUUUCAAUAGUGUUCCACCCAUCAAAUGUAGUGGUUUUACCCUAUAAUAUAGGAGCGUCAAAAAUGAACGUAAUGUAACAUUUUAGAAAUACUUAUUUUUUAAAUAGUCUAAAAAGCAAAUACAGAAAAAAGUUAGUACUUUUAAAAUAAUGAGUGUCUUACGUUAUGUUGAUCAGCCCAUACUAAUACUAAUAUAUUAUAAUAAUAAAGGUAUGCGCGACAAUCGCUCAGAGUUUAUUAGUAUUGGAUGUGGGUAUGAUGGUGGUCGUGCCUACGAUCGUAAUUGGUGAACUCCACAACGCCAAACAAGGUCAAUUGUCAUUAAACGACUCUCAGUCUUCGUGGUUCGGUAAACAAUUUUUUUUUUCGCCUAAUUUCUCUGUGCAUAACAUAAUAAUCUUCUUUUUAUCCACUGCCUCUUUUCCCAAUUUUAUGACGUCGGCCUCCCAGGCUCUAUAAUAUUGGUUUCCCCCAUAUCUAUACAUUAUCUACGCACACCACAGAAGUCCUAGAUUUUCUCUUAACCGUGUCUACUAAUCUCUUUUUCGGUCUCUAUCUUCCCAAUCUUCCACUCAUAUACAUUUGUAAAACUAUUUGUAUAGCCAAACCUAUACUAUUACUGAGUUUACUGAAGCGUAACAAUCUGUGUCAUAUAAUAUACAUCGUUGCACGUUGGUCUUAUCAUAGUUUUGUAAAUGUACCUUGAAGCCUAAUCUUAAUGACUUAUACUUAGGUUAAUUCUUUUAACAGUUAUCACACAACAGUAUUUUUAAUUCCUCCUUCACUCUCUCAUAAUCAUACUCAAAUACUCGAUCCAGUGGGCGCCAUACUGAUGGGGCAGAUAGAGGCAAAUCAGUCUUCAUAUUACUUUCAAUUGUGGAUAUAAUUUUCUCCUUAUCAAUUUUUAACUUCCCCAUUCAUUCCACAUUCAUUUUUAAAUUAACAUAUAUCAUCUCUUAUCAUUAGAUCAUGGUAAUUCUUUUACACAAUAAUCAUAAUCAUAAUGUUCAAUAAAUUUCUUCUAAUAUGUUUCUAGCGAGCUGUAUGCUGUUGUGUCAGCCGUUGGGUUGCUUGUUGUCGAGCUACGUACAAGGCUUUAUGGGUCAAAAGAGCAGCAUGUUGUUAACCAACUUACCGCAUCUGGUCGCUUGGUAUCUAUUAUACUCGGCUCAAUCUCCAAAUAUUUUGUACGCCGCAUCAGCAAUAAUGGGCGUCGGUAUUGGGUUCAUGGAAGCUCCCACGCUGGCAUACAUUGGCGAGAUCAGCGAGCCUCAUAUCAGAAGCACGUUGGCAACGAUUGUCAACACCCACGUGGUCAUCGGAUUCCUGCUGGAAUUCACGCUGGGCUGGUUGCUACCAUGGAGGAUCGCCAUGCUAGUCAGCUGUUCGGUGCCCAUUAUCGCUGCCAUUACUAUUUCACUGGUAUAAAAUAAAUCGCAGUCAUAAUAGUAAUAUACCUAGGACCUAGGUCCUAGAUGUAUCGAAUUUAGACGUAAUUUUUAACUCAGUGCACAUAAGUUUCCAAAUAAGCAGGUGAAACGUCAAUUCGUCGUAGUUAGUAACGAUUUAAUUGUUUUCGAUUUUGUUUUUUUUUUUUGAUUUGUUAUAAUUGGGUUUAAAAUAAUCACAGAGAAACGCUAUUACCUAACGAUUUUUAAACUAUUUAUAGGAAUUUUACAUUUUCAAGUUUUUUAGUUUUUAUUUGGUUCUAAGUAAGAGAUAAAAUAGUUUUGCAAACAUUUUUUUAAAUGUACACAUAAUUUAUUAUAAGUUGUAUUUAUCGGUAAAAAUGCCCUUAAAGUUUAAAUGUUAUCAAAAAUCAUAUAAAUCAAGGUAUUUCAAAAUAUAAAUAAAUCGAAAUUCGUUCUUAUGAGUCAUAGUCGUGUUUCUUAACAAUAAUUAAUCAUUGUUAACUGAUAUCAACUAAAUAAUUGUAUGUAUCCUAACUUUCCAACUUCUCAUCUACAACAACUGUAGUAUCAGCUCUUUUUACUUUAGUUGUAUGUUUUGAGCUAAAUUACGUAUGUUAUUUUGGUUAUAAACGUAUAACUAACAUGGGAAGUUCAAAUAAAUUAUGAAAUAUGUCAAACAAAUUAUGUAGUAAAUGUGGCAGAUAUAAAAUACUUCUACAGAGGGGGCAGUGCUACUUACGUAAAAUAUAUUUUAAUAAUUUGGCAUGUAUAAUUUACGAAAUAUGUAUUAUUAUAGAUUCCCGAAUCACCUAUUUGGUUGUUAACUAAAGGAAAAAAGUAUGAGGCGAUGGAAUCGUUAAGAUGGCUCCGCGGCUGUGUGCCUUUUGAAGAAGUAAGCGAGGAAUUUUACCGUCUCGAACAAUACUGUCAAGCGUCCACAAACGAUUUAAAAACAAAACGGGAAACUAAGAUUGAAAAUACUGUCAGAUACACCGAGGUACCAGGUAUAACGAAUUAUCGAUUCAAAUAUUUUUCACAAAAAGACCGCCUGUUAAACAUUACAAUUCCAUUUUACAUUUCUCUCAACGCAGAAAAUAGUGUCGUUAGUUUUAUUUUUAAAUUUAAACGCUGUAAUUAUCAGAACGUUUAUUAGUUAAAGAUGCUGGAUUAUGCUUUGCGAUUAAUUUUUAUAGUAGUCCAUGGUUUCCUUCAUUAUUUAGUAAUGUAAGAUACGAACUUUAUGAAUUUGUCCGUGUCUUACAUUCCGUCAGUCUGCCUGUAUGCGUUUUAUCUUUUAUACGGUUCCAAAUUUGUUUAUGUGAUUUCCAUUAACAAUUAGUUGGACUCUAAAGAAGGUCCACGUGGCUUUUUCGUACUAUGGAUGCAAAAAAUGUUCGUCAAAUCAUUUUGAAAAAUGUUUAUUGCUGCACUCUGGAACUCUGUGACAGUUUAUAUUUACAUACAAAAUAAAACCAAAAUCAGCAGGUAUCAUUUUUAAAUUUGAACACUGUUAUUAUAUAUUAACAUUGGUAAACGGUUUUAGGUUGUCUUACAACCUAAAAUGUUUUUUUUCUUGGCUGUUUUUAAACAUUUAUUCUAAGUAUUUCGGUAAGAAAUUAAGAUACUUGAAAAAAAAUUUGUCGAAAUAAGCAUAUUUGAUUAAAUUUAUUGUAGUUUUAAGUAGUUACAGGUGGAAUUGAUUAAAUAAUAUAUUUAUAAAGCUUGAUACAAUGUUAAAAAUACCUAUUAUUUCAAUUAUUGUUUUGAUGAGAAAUAUUUUGUUUUAGACUAUGAAUACAGUACAGUGCAUGGUGAGACCAGUAUUAUCCAUCGUUUAAGAGAUUUCCUUCGUGCCGGAAUGUUAAAACCAUUGCGAUUGGUACUUUUAUAUAUGUUUUUUAGUCAUGCGGUUAUGUUAUCGGCUAUGCGACCGUAUAUGAUCGGUACAUUCAAUAAAUUGCGAGUACCGAUUUCUCCAACUACACUCACUGUAAGUUUUAAAAAUUCCGUUACUUUAAAUACUAUUUACUUACCUAAUACAUACACAAAUCUAAAAUAAAUUAUAUUAUUAUAAUAUUGAUCGAUCAAAACAUUAAGAUCGAUUGGCGCGCAUAAUACAUCAAAUGUAUUAAUUAUUUUUGUGCACAAUAUGAUUUCCAGGUCUUAACUGCAGCAUUACAAUUCUUAGGUGCACUGACGUGUAUCUGUUUCGUUCGCCUAACAGGCAAAAGAGCGCUGUCUUUGGUUUCCAUGGUGGUGUGCUCUAUCUGUUGUUUAUCGUUGGGCGCUUAUGCAUAUGCCAUACUCUGGUAUUCCUUUUCCAUGCCGUGGAUUCCACUGUUAAUUUUUUGUGUGCUUUACUAUUUUAUAAAUUUAGGAAUAAGUCCUGUUCCUUGGCUACUGAUCAGCGAGGUAUUUCCUAACAGGUUGGUAUUUAAAUAAUUUUCUACAAUUCAGUGGCGUAUUUAGGUUUUUUUUUCUAAGGGCAGAUGACGAAAAUUUCAGUUUACAGACCCGUGAUCUCCUUUCAAUAUUUUAACUUAAAAAUAAACAGCUUUCUUUUAUUUCAUGUGUUUUAUCAAAUUUACAAAAUAUAGCCUAAACAUUAAAAUGUAAUUAUUACAUUUUUAUUUUAGAUUCAAGGCGUAUCCAGAGAUGUAUUGAUUAUAUGAUGAUGUUUAUAUUUUGGAUUUUUUUUUUUUUUCCCAACAAAUAGCAAAAACCGGGAAAAUGUAUUAAUAAAAUAUCACGGUUUUUAUUUCUUGUGAACAACUUUUCUACCAGCAGUUUUGCUCCGAUUUACAAUAGUAACACUUUUUCUGGAAGGAAAUCUGACUGGAGUGGUACUUCAGGGUAGCCUUUUUUUUAAUUUCCCAGGUGUUUUCAUAAUAAAAGGGGGAAACACGUAGGAAAAACGGGAAAAUAGGUACAAAAUAAAACAUAUGUUAUUAAAGAUUAAUUAUUUUACCAUAAUAUGACACAUAUAUAUAUAUAGUUACAAAACAAUACUAUUACCCGAACUCUGUUCAGAAUCGUUUUUCGUUAGCAGUAGUUAAUCGUUGCGUACAAAUAUACAUUAAAUUUCCCUACUACCUUCCUAUCUUUCCAUCUACUACAGUGGCCCACCCAUCGUGCGAAAUAUGUCCAUAUCUUUUUAGUAUUAUAAAGACAAGAUAACUUUCUCUAUUGCUGCCUGUAAUAUGGCAGUAUGAUUAUUGAAUCAUUGUUAUCGUCCUCUAUAUCAGAUUACCCAUCAUCAUUGUUACACUCUUUGGUCUCUAGUGUAACACUACUCUAUGAGCCACAUCUCGAUAUUAUACUUUUAAGUUUUAACUGAUUUUAAUAUGAUUAUUUUACUACGAUGGUCUCAAAUUUUGCACUUUCAACAUAGAUUAUUAUUAUUUGUUUAUAAUUUAUAGUUAUCACUUAACACCUACACGUAAACUAAUAUAAUUUAUUAAAAAUUUCAUGGAGGCAGAUUUAUUUUCCGAAAAUACGCCACUGUUACGAUUAAUCAUUAAAUCUGCUUACCCAUUUUGUAUUAAAUUUUACCAAAAUUAUGCCUUGUUUCAAUUUUCAGAGGAAGAGGAACGGCCGGCAGUUUGUGUGCCGCUAUAUUCUAUAUCCUUGCAUUUAUUAUGGGAUCCACUUGGUUCAGUCUUCAAAACUUAAUAGAACUCCACGGAUGUUUUUUCUUCUACGGAAUUUUAGGAAUUUUCGGAAUUGUAUAUAUAUUCAUUUGUCUGCCGGAAACCGAAGGGAAAACCCUCGCCGAGAUAGAAAAAUUGUUCAUGAAAAAACAAUAA
Molecule: messenger RNA, 10941 nt
Organism: Cinara cedri
Lineage: Eukaryota; Metazoa; Arthropoda; Insecta; Hemiptera; Aphididae
Source: the annotation of a GenBank genome assembly